UCUAUAGNCGUUGUUCGUGACGUCCUUCAAGGCAAAUGGAGUCUCGGUGCCGAAUACUUCAAAAAUAAAUACACGCUUGACUAUGUUUUGGCCACGCAUAGAAAACCUCAGGUUUCAAUUUUGAAUGGUAUUGUCAUGGGAGGUGGAGCUGGUCUCUCUAUCCAUGGUCGUUUUCGUAUUGCAACUGAGAAUACGGUUUUUGCAAUGCCUGAGACAGCUCUGGGGCACUUUCCAGAUGUAGGAGCCUCCUAUUUCUUGUCAAGGCUCCCUGGAUUUUUUGGAGAAUAUGUUGGCCUCACCGGAGCUAAGUUAGAUGGCGCCGAAAUGCUUGCAUGUGGUCUUGCAACUCAUUUUGUGCCUUCAACGAGUUUGACUGCAUUAGAAGCAGACCUUUGCAAAGUUGAUUCAAGUGAUCAAACCUUCGCCUCAGCAAUUCUCUAUGCAUAUACUCAGUACCCGCACCUGAGACAGAAGAGUGCUUACCACAGGUUAGAUGUUAUUGAUAGGUGCUUCUCGAAGAGAACAGUCGAGGAAAUUAUAUCUGCACUUGAGAGAGAGGUCACUCAGGAACCAGAUGAUUGGAUAUUAGCUACCAUUCAAGCAUUGGAGAAAGCUUCACCAUCAUGCCUUAAAAUCUCUCUUAGAUCGAUAAGAGAAGGACGAUUGCAAGGUGUGGGGCAGUGUCUUAUCCGUGAGUAUAGAAUGGUGUGUCAUUUGUUGAAGGGAGAUUUAAGCAAAGAUUCGGUGGAGGGGUGCAGAGCCAUACUGAUAGACAAAGAUAAGAACCCACAGUGGGAGCCAAGGCGACUAGAGGACAUAAAGGAUAGCAUGGUAGAUCAGUAUUUUGAGAGAAUGGAUGAAGAGGAGGGAUGGGAGGAUCUUAGGUUCCCGCCAAGGAACAACUUGUCUGCUUCAGUUAUCGCUGCAAACCUGUGAAGUAGAUAAGGUGUUUGAUGAGAUAGCAAUUGGUUAGACUUAACCUACCAAACCCUAUGUGUUUGAAGAACUCUACCAUCUUUUCUUUUCUUUUUUUUCUUUUUGUUGCACCAAAUAAGAAUAGGCGUGACCUGGUUCAUAUCCUUUCAAGGAUCACAUCACAGUAUCUCACGUUUCCAUUAUUUUCUUUUAUGCAGUAUGCUUACAGGAAUGUAACAAAUUGUAGUUCCAAGUUCCCUAUAUAUAUUUAAUAGAAAAUAAAACAAAAAGCAUGAUUGAAG
Messenger RNA from Camelina sativa (false flax), 1217 nucleotides. Lineage: Eukaryota; Viridiplantae; Streptophyta; Magnoliopsida; Brassicales; Brassicaceae. The record is from RefSeq and is a predicted model, not a curated record.